Messenger RNA from Andrographis paniculata, 1139 nucleotides. RefSeq names its product TIP41-like protein. The record is from RefSeq and is a predicted model, not a curated record. Lineage: Eukaryota; Viridiplantae; Streptophyta; Magnoliopsida; Lamiales; Acanthaceae. The coding region runs from base 101 to 970 and encodes 289 amino acids. Gene Ontology annotation, biological process: TOR signaling. Gene Ontology annotation, cellular component: cytosol. The transcript has 8 exons.
UGAUUGGCUGAGUGGAAAAGUCAAAAUUGAGAGUUUGGAAUCGGGGCUCGGUGGGAAGACGUCGAUUUCAGUGUGCCGAUCACUCCAUUGAUAGGAGGAGAUGGAGUGGGUUGCCGACGAGAGGGAGCUCAAGGACGCCGGCGCCGAGGCCCUCGGCGGUGGUCGGAUUGGAUUUCGCAUACGUGGAUGGGAAAUCGAGUCUCGGAAGGGCCAUAUUCUCAACUCUUCUUCUCUCCGACUGUGGGAAGAGAAGCUUCAGACAUCCCAUUUUCCGGAGAUGGUUUUUGGGGAGAGCUUUUUGGUUCUUAAGCAUGUGAAUAGUGGUGUUAAAAUUCAUUUUAAUGCCUUUGAUGCUCUAUCUGGAUGGAAGCAAGAUGCUCUACCUCCAGUUGAAGUCCCAGCCGCUGCGAAAUGGAAAUUCCGGUGCAACCCAACUGAUCAGGUGAUACUGGAUUAUGACUAUACAUUCACAACACCAUAUUGUGGAAGUGUUGAUAUUGAGAAAAGCUCUGAGCCUGGAAGAGGAUCUCCUGAGGAAAGUGCCUGUGAUCCGCAAUGGGAAGACUGCCAGGAGAAAAUUGAUUUGGCCGCAUUAUCAUCUAAAGAGCAGAUUCUUUUCUAUGAUGAGAUAAUCCUGUAUGAAGAUGAAUUGUCUGAUAAUGGUGUAUCCCUGUUGACAGUAAAAGUGAGAGUAAUGCCCACUGGAUGGUUUCUUCUUUUGCGCUUUUGGCUUAGAGUUGAUGGAGUCCUCAUGAGAUUAAGAGACACUCGAAUGCAUUGUACUUUCAAAGAGAAUUCAGAGCCAAUUAUUCUUCGUGAAUGCUGUUGGAGAGAAGUAGCCUUUAAAACCUUGGGAUCUAAAGGAUAUCCCACUGAAUCUGCUGCUUACAGUGAUCCUGGAGUCAUCAGUGGAAGGCUUCCAAUCAUAAAGCACAAAACCCAAAAGCUCAUAACAGGAAAAAUACUGUAAGGUGCUGAAUGUCCUUUAGGUUAUUUGGUAACUGAAGGCAUAUUACCUAAUCUUCUUGAAGAUUAAGAGUGAUGUAUGAUGUGGAUUUAGUUUAUGUUUUCGGAAACACGGUAUACAUUUGGUGUGACAGAAGAUUAAUUAUUGAUGAUGUGAAAGUUGCAUCCUGUGA